This is a messenger RNA of Helianthus annuus (common sunflower), 627 nucleotides long. RefSeq names its product suppressor protein SRP40-like. The coding region runs from base 1 to 627 and encodes 208 amino acids. The transcript has 3 exons. The record is from RefSeq and is a predicted model, not a curated record. NCBI's taxonomy places the organism in Eukaryota, Viridiplantae, Streptophyta, Magnoliopsida, Asterales, Asteraceae.
AUGGAAAGAAAUAUGUAUGGUGAACCAAUACCAGUUGCCUCAGAGCAAAGCCAUCAUUCUACUGGAGUUUCAUCAUUUCUAGAUACAAACUGCAAUGAUCAAACAAAAACAAGAACGGCGUUUUGUGCCAAAAUUAUCAAGGAUGUCAGCAUUGGUGAGUCCUCGGGAAAUGAUGAUAGAUCUGAACAUGACGGUAGCUCAGUUGAAGAUGGUACAAGUUCAAGUUCAAGCGAGGAUGGAUCAGAAUAUGAAUCAACAAGGGAGGUUAUUGAUUUUGAGGCAAAUGAGUCAAUAUCUAUAUCUGAGAGUGAAUCCAGUCAGAAAGAGAAAAAGGAUGUCACGUGCAUUGGAUAUAAAAAAUGUCCACCACCGGUUAGACACAAUUAUGACGCAAUGCCUGAUGAGGAAAAUAGAACUCAUUUUGCACCAUCUGUUUCUUUAAACUUUGAGGAGUUUACAACCGGACAUGGAUACAAAAUGGAAGUAUCAUCAGAUUCGGAUGUGUCAACAGUUACAAGUGUGUCAACUGCUGAACAAAAUCUGGAUCCUCCUGUCAUUGUUGAGGAUGCUGAUUCUUCAGAUGAUAAAUCUGAUGAUACUGACUCAGCACAGUCUGAUGCGAAAUAA